AUGUUGAGGCUGUGCCGGCUCGCGGGGUUGGCCUCUGCGCUGGCCGCGUCGGAGGGGGAGACGGCGUGGAGCGUCGAGGCCAACAACGCGCUCGCCGAGGCGGAUAGGCUGCAGCAGCAGAAGCGAUGGGCGGAUGCGAUCACGUACUACAAGCGCGUGCUCGCCGUCUCUCCAAACCCGCCAAACUUCCAAAAGUACAUUGUGCUCAACAACCUCGGAUGGUCGAUGUACCACACGGACCGCUGGGCUGAGGCGGAGCACUACUACCACCUCGCCCUCGCCGCCGUGCCCAAUAAGCCGCCGACGGACCACGCGCACAUCAACCUGGCGACGCUCUACACAAAGACGCACCGGCCGGCGGAGGCGGUGGCGUCGUACCGGGCGGCGCUGAGCAUGACGGCAUCGCAGCGGGUCCAGACGCAGCUCGGCCGCGUCCUCAUCCGCAACUUCCAGGUCGGCGAGGCCGUCGAGACGCUCAAGGAGGCGCUGUCGGCCUGGGGCUCCGACGGCCCCGCGGCGCAGGAAGCGCACCGCGAGCUCGGGACCGCGUACGCCGCCCGGCGCAACUGGGGCCGCGCGUCGCACCACCUCAUCCGCGCGGUCGACCUCGGCCUGCCCACAAACUCGACGGGCUGCGCCGCGGCGCGCUGGUCGGUGGUGGAGGGGUGGGGAGGCGUGCACCCUUUCGGCAACUCGCCGGCGCUUUCCGGAAACACGGCGGGCGGAGAGCCGCAGGUCUCGGCGCUCACCAUCACAUACGCGCAUGCGCGGCGCGCCCUCGCCGCCCUCGAGGGCCCUCCGCCUUCGCGCGGCCCCGCGGCCGAGCCGCUGAGAGGGCGGUUCGUCGACCCGCUCUCUGGGGUUGCGUAUGACGAGGCGGCCUCGGAGCCCUUCCGGCUGGUGAUGCUGCGGGAGGUGGCGCUGGCGGGACGGAGACCCACCGCACUCUACCUGCGCAGGCCGGCGUGCCUCUUCUUCACCGGCGAGCACGCCGGCGGCGAGCACACGGCGUCCGGCUUCCUGCCGUCCUCCUUCGGCGCGAAGGACGCGGACAACGCUCUCGACUCGGAGAGCACGCGCGGCGAGAAGUGGCUCGAGGGCGACGCUCUCGCAAAGGGGCGCGACACCUUCGCCGUGAUGGACGUGCGGUCGGGCGGUGCGGACGGGUGGCAGCUGCGCGUCGAGCUUGCGUCCAAGCUGCUGCUGCUGCUGCUCUCUCUCGACACGGCGCCGUGUCGACACGGAGUGGAGCCGCCCGAGGGGGCGGAGCAGGCGGAGGAGCGGCGCAGUGGCUCGGAGCGGCUGUCUAGUGCGCUGUCCUCCGUCGACUUUUCUCGCGCGAGGCUGCUCGUCCCCUCGCAGCUGCUCCCGACCGUCGAGGCGCUCCGCUCCUCGCGGCUGCCUCGCGGCUCCCCCCGCGCGGCUCGCCUGCUCGCCGAGGAGUCGCUGCUGGUGUGGAACGGGUCCGCCCCCGCUCCUCGGCACAUCUUCGAGCGGCUGCUCCUCCUCGACUGGCGACCGCCCUACGCCGGCGCCGAGAAGCGCGGCCGCGCGCUGCCGCUGCACCGCACGCGCCAGCGCUGGCGCGCGGCCCUCUGGAUGCAGCUCGGCGGCGAGCAGGAGCUGCAGUCGCUCCUCGCCAGCCGGUUCGGCGUCCGCCGCGUCGCGGUGUACGACGCCGAGCAGGGCGAGACGCUGCAGAAGACGGCGCAGUCGUUCCGCGCCGCGGACGUCCUCAUCGGCAGCCGCGCCUCGGGCCUCGCAAACAUGGUCUUCGCCACGCAGGGAUCGCUCGUCUAG
Messenger RNA from Emiliania huxleyi CCMP1516, 1800 nucleotides. RefSeq lists its product as hypothetical. Lineage: Eukaryota; Haptophyta; Isochrysidales; Noelaerhabdaceae. The transcript has 8 exons. Gene Ontology annotation, molecular function: protein binding. The record is from RefSeq and is a predicted model, not a curated record. Bases 1 to 1800 code for a protein of 599 amino acids.